AUGGGAGAAUUAAGUUUCUUCCUAAGUCUUCAGGUCAAGCUGAUUGAAACCAGAACUUUCAUAAGUCAGCCAAAAUACACAGCCGAACUGUUGAAGAAAUUUGGAACAGACACAUGUGCCGAUGCGGCUACACCAAUGAGCUCAUCCGUGAAAUUAGAUAAAGACGAGGACGGUCAAGUAGUAGACAUAACAACAUAUCGAGGAAUCAUCGGCUCACUACUUUACCUAACAGCUAGUCGACCGGACAUCCUAUUCGCAGUCGGAGUAUUUGGGAGAUUUCAAGCCAAUCCAAAUCAAUCAUAUUAUACAGCGAUUAAAAGAAUCCUAAAAUAUCUGAAAGGAACCCAAGACGUGGAAUUAUGGUAUCCAAAAGACUCGAGCUUUAAUAUAAUAAGCUACUCUGAUGCAGAUUACGCAGACUGCAAAAUUGAUCGAAAGAGUACAAGUGGGACUUGUCAGUUUUUGGGAGACCGACUGGUCUCAUGGUACAGCAAAAAGCAGACCUCAGUUGCAACUUCAACCGCAGAGGCGGAGUACCUAACAGCCGGAAGCUGA
Molecule: messenger RNA, 555 nt
Organism: Impatiens glandulifera
Lineage: Eukaryota; Viridiplantae; Streptophyta; Magnoliopsida; Ericales; Balsaminaceae
Exons: 1
Coding region: 1-555 (184 amino acids)
Source: RefSeq, a predicted model, not a curated record